UGGCGCUAACACAAAGUCGAACAAGCCUAGUUUGUUGUGAUGACGCAGAGGCGGGAACUCUGACAGGAUUUCACAACCCAGCGAGCUUUAUUUAACCAUUAACCCACCGGCGGCGUUUAAGUUGGCUCAGAUACUUGAUACUUUACGGUGUCUCUUCAUCAAAUAGCUUAGUUACAGAAUGUCUAUCCAGGCCUUUUCUUACCCUGUACCUGAGACCAGAUUUUUUCAGGCUGGACAACAUGUCUACAAAUGUAAGAUAAGAAAAGGCGAGAGGAGCAGUAACUUUAUUCGUGAAGAAUGCAGUCUGGAUGAAGAGUUAGUCAAUGAGGAGCUUGAGGAUGCUGUGCGUGCAGUGCUUGCAAACCUGGAUGGGCUUCACCCUUUUACUACCCAGCACUUCAACAUUUUUCCCUAUAAGAGUAAAUGGGAACGAGUGUCCAAACUGAGAUUGAUGAAGGAAGGCGUGAAAUUGUCUGCAUACCCCUUCCUCAUCACACUGUACGUGGAGUGUCGUGAACCAGCUGGUCGUUCAGUGUUAAAUACCAGUGUCUGUAACCUACCGGAAAGAGAGACAAUUUUACUUUGUGCUGGUGACACACUGGUAAAAGACCAAACCACUGCAGCUCCACAUCCAGAAGAGGGCGUUAUGAGCCAGGGCAACCAGCAUAAACCAUCUUCAGAGAAUCUUCAGUUCCUUCAGCACGGAUAUGAAAACCCUCAAGCUGGAAUUCAAUAUGUCAAAUACAAGAGAACAAAUGGAUCUUUCUUUCCUUGUUUCUCUUUCAGGGAGUCCCAUUGCUUGGCCGAUGGUGCAGAAGGGAUGGUUUGUGGCAGUGAGAUUCAUGCUGAAUCAGAUGAUGUGGUCCCUAAAACUUCUGACCCAGAUUCAGUUACGGGACAGAACACCGGGAUCAUUACUAAGCUAGCAAGCUCCCUGUUUCCUUUUUCUAUGUUCUUCCGCAAGAGUUCUGCCAAAUAACAUUUCAAACCGUCAUUCCUUCACACUUGUAGGACUGUUUUUGUUGCAUAAAUUCUGUUUUAGUUUGAAAUGUCUGAAUUGCAGCUGUUUAUAACCUAUGUACUGUAUGUUUAGAUUUUGUUCAAAAUUUAGAAAUUGCUAUU
Messenger RNA from Paramisgurnus dabryanus, 1122 nucleotides. RefSeq names its product membrane-anchored junction protein. Gene Ontology annotation, biological process: meiotic attachment of telomere to nuclear envelope; homologous chromosome pairing at meiosis. NCBI's taxonomy places the organism in Eukaryota, Metazoa, Chordata, Actinopteri, Cypriniformes, Cobitidae. The record is from RefSeq and is a predicted model, not a curated record. Gene Ontology annotation, molecular function: DNA binding. Gene Ontology annotation, cellular component: nuclear inner membrane.